GUCCCUCCUAUGGGACACCUAACCAUUGCCUUUUGACCAUCUUCUUGUGUCAUCCCUUCCCACGGAUUUUGAUCCAUCCAUCAAUUCAACGCCGCAAUGUCUAUGACUGAUUUGCUCUGUGCUGCUGACAUCAAAAAGGCUGUUGGGGCCUUUGCAGCUGUUGACUCAUUUAACCACAAGAAAUUCUUUGAGUUAGUGGGUCUGAAGGGCAAAACUACAGAAGAAGUGAAAAAGAUUUUCCACAUUCUGGACCAAGAUCGGAGUGGAUUCAUAGAGCUGGAUGAACUAAAGCUCGUAUUGAAAGGCUUCACCUCAGAAGGCCGAGCUCUGUCUGACAAUGAAACCAAGAUCUUCCUCGCUGCCGGUGACAAAGAUGGAGAUGGCAAAAUCGGUGUGGAUGAGUUCACAGCCCUGGUGGCUGAAUGCUAAGUCAAUCGAGCUUUGGGUCCCGACUGCGCAUAUCACCUCCCUCCUUGGACACCAAUCUAUUUAUUGCUCCCAUUUUAUACUACACCUCUGGUCCCUGCCUCCUAGAUCUCCAUGCUGGAAAUAAUCAUAUUACAGCUCAAUAAAUGGCAAAUACACCUGGGAAACAAA
This is a messenger RNA of Spea bombifrons (plains spadefoot toad), 597 nucleotides long. It is a transcript of the gene PVALB, whose product is annotated as parvalbumin. Gene Ontology annotation, cellular component: nucleus; cytoplasm. Lineage: Eukaryota; Metazoa; Chordata; Amphibia; Anura; Pelobatidae. The transcript has 5 exons. Gene Ontology annotation, molecular function: calcium ion binding. Bases 97 to 429 code for a protein of 110 amino acids. The record is from RefSeq and is a predicted model, not a curated record.